This is a messenger RNA of Mercenaria mercenaria, 5934 nucleotides long. Its product is annotated as von Willebrand factor D and EGF domain-containing protein-like. The coding region runs from base 1 to 3171 and encodes 1056 amino acids. The transcript has 19 exons. The record is from RefSeq and is a predicted model, not a curated record. NCBI's taxonomy places the organism in Eukaryota, Metazoa, Mollusca, Bivalvia, Venerida, Veneridae.
AUGUCGGCUGUAGAUGCUGACCACAGACAAACCGUUGAUGACCCAUGUGACUCUACGAUAGUUCUGGAUUCCUUGAAACAAAGAGUGAUUGGAUACACUCUUUCAGCAGACGAGACGCCUCUCUGCGACUAUUAUAUGACAGAGGGAUGGUAUAGCAUGGGCACGAAUAACGUAAUUGCUAAGUCUGAACAAUUAUGUGGCACAGUGUACAAUUGGUACCUGCAAGGAGAUCUUCCAACUGAUGACCAAAUAACAGGAAUAACUGUGUGCAGAAAUGGCGGUAAGGGUAAUAUCUGUUCUGAAGCAAGGACAAUCCAUGUUAAAAGAUGUGAAGAGAACAGAUAUGUAUUUGAUCUUGUUGCGCCGGAUGGCUGUCCGGAAGCAUAUUGCAUUGAGAGUUUACAACCAUCCAAUGAAACUGAUACCCCACCAGAUAUUUCAAGUGUAAAACCGGUUAUAGAAGCGGUUGUCGUCAAACCUGGUGCUACCAAUAUGCUAAACUUUUUUUGCGAUUUUACUCCGCCGGCUGGAACAAACUACUUUUACGCUGUGGAAUGGGGAAUUUCAACUGGUCGUUCAUGGACACAUACAAUAAAACGGUUUGACCCAAUACAAUAUGUAAGCCAGUUUGACUUCAGAGACAAGACUGCACUCACAGAAGGAAUGUUAAGAGACAAGAAUUUUGGUCAUCUCGGAAUUACUAUUGCAUGUUCGGUAACAGCACAACAUGAUGAAAUUGGGACUUCAAGUUUAGCAAGGGAAAGUAAUCCGAAGUUCUUCGGAAUUGAGGUGCUUAACAAAACCAUCCGAGUAAGCAACAAAGAAGAUACGACCAUAUUCUUGCGUAUCACUGUUCCUUUUGGCUGUGCCGAUGUCGAAUUAGGAAAAUGUAGUAUGGACGUGAAUGUUUUCAUUCCAAGAAAAUCAAAAAGCUGCAAGAUGCCAGAUUUAUCACAAACAAAGGGUGUUCGGAAUAGAUGUGGAUUAAGUUUUAGAAGUGACAGAAUUAACCAAUGGGUGCCAUUACAUCUGACUGCUUUUGACGGAGUAACAAGGCUGGAUAUAACGACGAAAUUUAAUUUAGUUCUAAAUACACGUGCCACUGUUCCGACACACCCUUUCUUUGCGAAUUAUUUUCUUGAUCCUAUAAAGGUAGAGGUACAUACAGAUAUGACAUUGCUGAAAAACAAACUGUGUUAUUCGCACAACGAUCCUCACAUGGGAUCAUUUGACGGAAUACGUUACGAAAACCAGAACAGUGGAAAAUUCAUUCUCUACAGAAAUACAAAGUAUCAGACGCAGGUCCAAAUGCAAACAACAGAAUGCUACACAAAUAUAUGGUGUAAUUGUGGUGUGGUGGUAAAUGCUGGUAGAGAUGUGUUUAUUGUUAACAACUGCGGAAACGGAGUAAAACGAAAAUGGAAUAUACGAUUUAGGGAGUGCCAAGAUAGAAUACUUCGACGAAAGGUGUUCAAAGUCAACAAUUCAAAGUACGAAGUUAUUUUACCAACCGGAACAAAAGUUACAAUAAAACUGUACGGACAUCUUCUUAACGUUGAUAUUGCACCAGGUUUAGCUGAUUACCUGAACACUGAGGGCUUAUGUGGAAAAUUUGAUGGUGACAUCAGUAAUGACAGAGCAAAGCGUCCUGAUUCUAAAGAAACUGAUCCAAAUAAAAGCUGGAGGGUGAAGGCAGAAGAGGAUCUCUUUGAUUCUCGUAAUGAUGACAAUCUUGAAAUAUGGAAAGAAGAACGAUUGCUUUGUUCUUGCAACGCAGAUGGCGGUUCUGUCAAUAUAGUAGAUAAAGUGACGUGCCAUCCUACUGUAUCAAAAACUUGUCAAGAUGAUCGGGAGGAGCCUAUUUUAGAACACCAGUGCUCUUUUAGUGUUAGAAAAAGAAGGAAUGUGCACGGAAUGUAUGUACAGAAAGAGUUGGACUUACACCGAACGGUGGAAACCAGUUUUGUGUCAAAGAGGCAUUCUACCCAUAUUCCAGAUUUUCCACUUUUGGUUUCAAAACGAAUGACAUAUGAUUAUGAAAGUGCAAAGGCAGAUUGCCAGGAAGCAUUCAACACCGACGUAUUUUCAACAUGCUCUUCAAUUCCAGACAUUAACCUGGAUGAUUUCAUAGAAAACUGCAUAUUGGACGCCCAGAUUACGAAUUCAAUGGACUGGGCACUCACACAUUUAGAAGCUUUGAAAGAUAAAUGUAUGCAUGAAAUAAAAGUUAAUCAACCGUUGUCAGCUGAUGAAUUGGCCGAAGUGGAUAUUAUUGUGAACAAUACUGUGAUAAAUACUGAAACAAGAUUAAAUGACAGCUUAACCUUACCUUUAAUACCAACGUUCUCGACUGAAUUACUAGAGACUGUUGAAGAAGUCACCUGUCCUAAUGAAUGCAAUGGAAAUGGGAAAUGUGAAAAAGGAAUAUGUGUCUGCAGUGCAAAGUAUAUUGGAGAAGAUUGUAGUGUGGAUAGAACUGUACCACCUCUCAUGGAAGGAAUCCCUGACCGAGGAGAAUGCGACCUUCAAUUUAGAGAGUGUAAAAGGACGUCCGUAUUUGGAAGUAAUCUUGCGGAGACCGUAGACUUGACAUGUCAUCUCGUGCCAUUUGUGGUAAGUUCUAAAAGUGAAAUUGUAAAGAGUAAUAACAUCACUACUACAAAAGGUGAUCUACAAACUUUGGUUGAAGUUUCAUGCCCGCUUCAACAGUCGAGGAAGAAACGAUCUACUCUUGAACAAGAGGGCGACUACAUAGCUAGCGGUUAUGCAAUAUCAGUAAGCAAUGAUGGUGUAGAAUACAGUGAGGAAGACAUUCUUGUAGUGUUUGACUCGGAAUGUGUAGACUGCAUAAAACAAGAUGAAAAUGUAACCUGUAAACAAAAGCCAGGAUAUUGCGUAAAGAACGGACAGUGCUAUAGAUUUGGGGAAACAUAUGGAUGCAAUGUGUGUGUGGGUGGUACAGAUAAUCUGCUGUACUGGGAACCAGGUCGAGAUUGCCCAUUACCUGCCCCGCCACCAUCAGAGCCAAAGAACCUUUGGAUCAUUGCAGCUGUCGUGUGUCCAGUUGUCUUCAUUGUUGUCGUUAUCGGAGGACUAUUGUAUUAUCAAAGUAAACGAGCGAUGUCCAAGAGGAAAAAAAGUGGCAUGCAUUCUAUCGAUGUUCCGAAGUAGGAGUUGCUAGAGCAAUUCAAAAGAUAAUUUCUUAUCUGCUUUGACGUUAUUUUAUCCGAUAGACAGAAAAACAAUAUAUAUAUAUAUAAUUGUGCAUUAUGCUUUGUUUUGACAGUUGACUUUAAACUUAUCGACUUCGUAUAUCAUAGUUCUAAAUGAAAAUGUCCACUUUCGAUUGAAAUAUAUAGCUUUAUCUAAGAUUCUAUAAAUUGAUCAAUGUAAUAAAAUAUGUAUGAUUUCUGCAAUUUUACAGUUGACGUUUUCCGUCUGACUGUACGACCAUGUGUGUGUCAAGGAUUCCGUCGGUCCGUCCGAAAUUGGAAAUUGCUUAUAAUUCAAAAAGUAUUUUAGCUAGAAUCACCAAAUCACACAAAAGUAGUAACUAUCUGAUGACCUUUGCUAAAAUGUAGUAUUAUCUUCCUCCACUCAAUAAAAGAGUUUUUCCUAUUAAUUUGGUAAAAAUAUGGAUUCUUGACUGUAUCUAAACAAAAUGUUGAAGAAUCCUCAUCAAACUUUAAGUACAUGGCGGUGGUGCACGCGAAAUUUGUCAAGAUCAUUUUAGCAACUUUAGAGUUACUGCCUUUAAUUAUCUUAAAAUCCAUGUAUUCUCAAAUAACAAAAGUAUUCAUGGAUCGAUCUCCAUGAAGUUAAACACAAAUAUAGGUUACAUUAGGGCUGUGGUACAUGUAUAUUUUUCUUUAAUUGUUUUUAACUUCAUAAAUUCAUAAAAUUCAUAAUUAUGCCCACUUCACAAAGUAACCAAUUGAUGGAUCGUCAUGACCUUAACACAAAUAUGGAUCACUAUAGGACAGUGGUAUACACGCAAAUAUCGCCAUGAUUUCUUUAGUAACUGCAGGGUUUUUGCAAUGUAAAUAUUAUAUCCUCCAAACAUAUUCCUCUCAUGUACUGAACAAUCUUUUUGGCGGGAGAUGUUAAUUCAUCGAAUUUUCUUGUUUUACCUUGUUUUCCCUUUCAUGAAAACGUUGUAACAUCAGUUUUAGAAGCUAUUAACAUUUAUGCUAUCGGUUGAAAAUUUGGCAACGAUAUUGUUGAAAAUUUGACAGCAGUAUUAUCCAACGAACAGCGGUCUGAUUUUUUUAGAAGAAACGAAACAAACUUCUAACGCGUAAAAGUGCUAAUGUCAAUUAACUGACACUUCAAGAUACCCUGAAAUCCCGAAAAUAAGCCGGUUUUUAAAAAUAAGCCGGUCUCGAAAAUAAACCACCAUUUCGCUACAGGCCAAAAGGGCUCAUAAAUUAGCCUCACUAAAAAUAAGCAGUCUACUAUUUUGUAUCAGAAAUAGUAUCAAUGACCUUUUUAGGACACAAUAUAAGAUAGCAAAAGUUACCAACAUGUACAUAGCAGAUCUAUUUCCACACACAAUGCGGUGUUUAUCACGUAUUGUGUAAGUUACGCAUACCCUUUAGGCGAUUAAAUAUUAGGUGUAUUUAUUUGUUAGGACAGACAAAACUUUUUAAUCGAUAAUUAUCUGUUAUGUUCAUUAAGAACUUAAAACAACAAAAAAAACAGGUAUGUCAGAAGUAUAAGAAUUAAUCAACGACGAUGUUUUUACUAAAAAUCAAAAUAUAUGACAUCUGUAUCUGCAGUAUUUUGGUACUCGAAAGUACGCCUACCGGAUAUAUGUACUCUAAAGUUCGCCGGACUCAAAAAUAAGCCGGUCUCGACAAUAAGCCACCCAAUCCUUAUUUAAAAUAAGUCGCGGCUUAUUUUCGAGAUUUCGGGGUAUACUAGACAUAUGUUAUUCAAACGCUUUGCAUAAAAGAUAUUCUAAAAUAGUUUUAAUCUAGCCUCAUUCAUGUUCAUUUCAUUACUAUAUCUCUUUGCACCACAUAAUCUCACUGCUCAACGCUUUGAUAGUACUUUUGCCUAGAAUAGACAAACUGUUUCUAAGAGUUGUUUCUCUGUGUGUUCUUUGGGAUAUUUAAUAUUUAAUAGAAAAUGAGACACCAUAGAAAAAAAUAGGGUUAUUAUAAUAGAAGCUCGAUCUGGGAUGCUACAUUCGGCCGGGUGUGAUCCAACCUGGCAAAAUCCACGAGAGCCGAAUACCAGAUCUAGCUACUGUUAAAAUCACCCUUUUUAAAAUAUACCUCCACAUUUUAGUUGGUUUUUAUUGUCGAACAAAACCUUCAAUGUUUAUUGAUGUUAACACAGAACUGAGUGUAGUUUUGUGUGCGCUAUUUAUAGAACUUAGUCAGGACAUGCAUAUUAGAUUAAGGUAGUCUGGCAACAUAAAAUACAAAAGGUAUUAUACGAAAUAUUUUCUGUCUGUUCGUAUUUACUUGUGAUAGACAAGCCAUAUGUUUGACAAAGUUUACAUAGGUAAAAAUUAAAAUUUCAAAUUAUACUUUCAAAUUAUUCAGAAAGAACAAUGCACAAUCUAAAGUAAAGCAAUGGUAAUUUUGCUCAUCUCGCAGCUAAGAUGUUGAUGAAAUAAUUUACCUAGGCAUACGUCUCUCUUUGUUUCAAAAUAACGGCAUCGGGAAAACAUAUCUUUUCACGUAUAUCAGUUCUUCGCCAAUGGAUGUUAAAUAUAUACUUAAGUUGAUUGGUCGUUUCGCAAUGUCCAUUUAUUAUCAAAAUAAAAUAAACUAUUUUCUUAAUAAAGAAGUUCAAUUUCAAUCACUUGAAUUUUAUUUGCAAUUACGAAGGGACUUUUUUGACAUAUUUAAAACUGUUCUGGAACUAUUUCACUGUAAAUAAUUGCCUUGUAACAUGUGCGAAAUAAAACAUAACACACCCUAA